Molecule: messenger RNA, 5204 nt
Organism: Oncorhynchus tshawytscha (Chinook salmon)
Lineage: Eukaryota; Metazoa; Chordata; Actinopteri; Salmoniformes; Salmonidae
Product: dual specificity protein phosphatase 8-like
Exons: 7
Coding region: 554-2572 (672 amino acids)
Biological process (GO): negative regulation of MAPK cascade; protein dephosphorylation
Cellular component (GO): cytoplasm
Molecular function (GO): protein tyrosine/threonine phosphatase activity; MAP kinase tyrosine/serine/threonine phosphatase activity
Source: RefSeq, a predicted model, not a curated record
GUGCUAAAGGCACCUUCUGUUUUCCAGGGACGUUAAUGCCUAGUAAAUGCAGAUUGCUUAUCUGUAAUUGCGGCCACACUGCAUGACCUAUAUACAAGCGAAACAAUUGUAGUGCUUUAAUGUGUUAAUUUCCGUUACAUUCCCAGCGCUGUCAACUUUGCGCUGUGACCACAGUGGCUCUGCUGUCGCACAGUGUUUCAUUACCCUCGACCCAUGACAAGUAAACAGUGACCAAAGUUAAAGCGCUUUGAAGAGGGCUGCCGUGACACACUGUUCCUUCACACAUGGAGGUUAGCUGAUCACAAAUCACCAAGCCGGGGACACAGAGGUGAGUAUUUGUGGAGCCACCCCCCUCUUGUGCAGCGUGUGAUCAAUCACUUCAAUAUAAGACACCAUGGAUCUCCUGAGGCCUGCUCCAGUGGCAGUGGCUGCUCUCCUCCAUUGACUUCCUCCACCGAUACUCCCUCUCUCCACUCAUCCACCCCUCCCCCCCUCGACGCCACCCCUCCCCCGUCCAUCCACCCAUCCUCUUGCGACCCCUCGUUGUGGCAUCAUGGCGGGGGAGAAGGGACCAGCCAGGCGGAGCGCCAUGGACAUAAAGCGCCUGGCAGGGUUGAUCCAGAGGGGGUCGGGGCGCCUGCUGGUGAUUGACAGCAGGACCUUCUCGGAGUACAACGCGUCCCACAUACAGGGGGCGGUCAACGUGUGCUGCUCCAAGCUGGUGAAGCGGCGACUGCAGCAAGACAAGGUGUCCAUCACCGAGCUACUGCAGCCCAAUGGCAAGGUCAAGGUUGAGAUGGGCAGGAAACAGGAAGUGGUGAUGUACGACCAGAGUUCCAAAGAGGCGGGGCAACUAUCCAAAGACUGCUUUGUCCACAUCCUACUGGGCAAGCUGGAGGGCACCUUCCACCGAGUCUCCCUGCUCACCGGGGGCUUUGUUGCAUUCUCCUCCUGUUUCCCCGGGCUGUGUGAGAGCAAGCCAGCUUUGCCUAUGAGCAUAUCCCAGCCCUGCCUGCCUGUAGCUAACGUAGGCCCCACACGCAUCCUACCACACCUCUACCUGGGAUCGCAGAAAGACGUCCUCAACCAGGACCUGAUGGUUCAGAAUGGCAUCACGUACGUGCUGAAUGCCAGUAACACCUGUCCCAAGCCUGACUUCAUCAGCGAGAGCCACUUCAUGCGGGUCCCUGUCAACGACAACUACUGCGAGAAGCUACUGCCCUGGCUGGAGAAAACCAACCAAUUCAUUGACAAAGCCAAGGUGUCAAACUGCAGAGUCAUUGUGCACUGCCUGGCUGGAAUCUCACGCUCGGCAACCAUCGCCAUCGCAUACAUCAUGAAGACAAUGGGCCUGUCAUCGGAUGACGCCUACAGGUUUGUGAAGGACCGACGGCCUUCAAUAUCGCCCAACUUCAACUUCCUGGGCCAGCUGCUGGAGUUCGAGAAGGGGCUGCGGCUCCUCCAAGCUCUGUCGGAUGACAAGACCUCUGAGGGCAAAGGUCAAUCCCAGGGUUCAGAGGUCAACGGGGUCAGCUCAGGUUCAGAGGUCAACGGUCAUCAUGACUUUUCAUUAGCAGAGCCCCCGACCCCUUCAGAACCCAAGCUCCCCUCGCCGACCUCCCUCCAGCAGGGCUUCAACGGCCUCCACCUGUCAGCCGAGCGCAUCCUGGACACCAACCGGCUGAAGCGCUCUUUCUCCCUGGACAUCAAGUCUGUGUACUCCCCUAGCAGCCCCCACUGCCCGCGCCUGGCAGGGCCCACACACUCCGAGGAUGUGCCCAAGCUGUGUAAACUGGACAGCCCCCCUGUCAACGGCAUCUGUCCCCAGUUCUCCCCCGCCCCGGACAGCCCUGGCUCAGCCGAGUCGCCCUUCCCCUCCCCGGGGUGCGGCGGUAGCAUCGGAGGUCUCGGCGUCGGGGGUCCCAGUGAAGGGGGCAUUCGCUCUGGAGGUCCCUCAUUGUCCAGGCCCAGGAGGAAAGCCAAGCACGGCUCUGGAUCUGGUGGAGCUGGAUCCACAAGCAACUCCCCGGUCCACUCCUACCUCCCACACCCCCAGUCCCUCAGCCUGGCUCUGGGACGCUCCCUGCCCGUCCACAAGAGCCCCAGCCUGGACGACAACCUGAAGGGCUCCAUGCUUCUCUCCCUGCCCACCAUGGGAUCUGGGACCAUGUGGACCAAACACAGAGACACAGUCCAGGCGACCACCCCAGUCACCCCUACCACCGACACCCCCUGGUACUUUGGGGCAGAAGAGGUAGGGGAAGGAGGGAUGGAACUCGGAGGCGGCGGUGGAGGAGGGGUGCGAUUCGGAAGCAGCUCAGCGUACGUGGCGUUCGGGUGUAGCGAAGGGGUGCGGCUACGGGACAAAACGGCGGCGUCGUCAGCGUCGUCAUCCUCGACGACCGUUGCUAACGGGACGGGCUCCAACAGCAGCGACAAGCAGUUCAAGCGGCGCAGCUGUCAGAUGGAGUUUGAGGAGGGCAUCUCCGAGACACGUUCCCGGGAGGAGUUAGGGAAGAUUGGGAAGCAGUCUAGCUUCUCCGGGAGCAUGGAGAUCAUCGAGGUCUCUUGACAAACCGGACUCCGGACCACAACCUGCUCGCCCAGGGAGGGGGGCAAAUGGACCUGAGGGGGGAGGACAUAGGGGGGAGAUUUAUAAUCCCUACGCAGACCGUGUUAAAGACUCAAACUCUGAGAAGACAAACAAAUGGAAAGAGAGUUUCUGUGACUAGACAUGAGGUUCAACUGUCAAUUUACUACUACUGUACAUCUACAGUACUACCAAACAAAGCUCUAAAGAGAGAAACUCUGGGGAAGAUGGAGGCUGUGGGGCCUGACACUGAACUAUGAACUAUUUCCUCUGUAUGGUGUCAGCUAGACAAAAAGGGACCCUGGGGCACGUCGCAAAGGGCUCCCUAUCCCCCAUAUAGUGCACUACUUUUGAACAAAUGUCAUCAAAUGUAUAGCACUAGUUAGGUUAUAGGGUGUCAUUUGAGACGUAUAGCCAAGCGGUUUCCUCCCAAAGCUUGACUUCAGCCCCAGUGAACCCCAGCAUGGCUCAGUCUGCCCCACCAUUCAGUAAAAAGACUUUGAAAGCGCUACGUACCCCAGAAACACAGCACAUCACACUGCAGUGAGAUACCAUUCAGUGUCUACUAAGUGACUAUACCGGUGAUACUGCAUCAAAGCAGUGAAGGAUCCUCCAUGUUGGCGUGUCAGCCCAGCAUGGUCCACGAGGACUCAUAGUGACCGAUAAAGACUGACAGUGUAUUUUCCCCACAAUCCUCUUCUGCUCCCCUUGUCUCCAGUGUUAAACGGUGUGACGUGACUGAGGUUUGGGGCGGUGGGGAGGGGAGGGGUUAGGUCUAAGUUACGACCUCCCUGUAGUGGCGUUCUGUACACGCAUGUCUCCCUCCACACACCCCACCCCCCUGUGUAUACCCCCCACCCAUGCCCCCCCUUCUCCCAGCCUCUACUGAGCAUGCUCCAGAGUGGCUGGCCGACAGACAGACAAAUACUAUAUGAAUAUAUAUAGCAAUUUUAAUGGACUUUUAAUCAACAAUUUUUUUCUCAUAGUUUUAAUUUAUUUUCUCUGUUCAUUCUGGUAAUGAGAAAUAAUCAUGUUUUGUGGACUUUUUCCUUUGUUAAUCUCAGUUUUGUUGAAUGGUAUUUAUGAAACACAUACACAUGCAACAACACACACAAAACUACAAGCAAUAUGUUCAUUAUUUGGAGGGAGAGUGAUGUAUUUUGGGUUUCAUCUGACAUUAAAAUGCACUUUUCUGUCACUCUCUUCAAAAACAAGAAUCCCAUCCACUUCCUAAGGGUACCAACACGCUCUAACCCCUGGUGAUAUAACCAGACGCGUGGUAUGGUGAAGAACAGUCAUCUGAGGGGUUUCUAGCUACUUCCCUAUGAGCACAACACGUUUGAAAGACAUUGAGAAGACGUACGAAACAUGUAUUUUGGCUUGUAAAGACAUUGAGAAGACGUACGAAACAUGUAUUUUGGCUUGUAAAGACAUUGAGAAGACGUACGAAACAUGUAUUUUGGCUUGUAAAGACAUUGAGAAGACGUACGAAACAUGUAUUUUGGCUUGUAAAGACAUUGAGAAGACGCUGAAAUACAUAUUUUCCACGUCUCGUGCUCACUGUGUCGACUCUUCAGUUGUGUGUAUUUAUUACAUUAUUUUUUUUGUUGUGAUCGUGGGCUCCGACAGUUAUUAGGGUUAUCUACUGGGAGACUGUUCGCGUGAGGAGACUGACGAACCUUAUUCAACCCAGUGCUCUUCUAAAGAGCAGCAUUAUUGUAGGAAGGACUGUUGAUUUCUCGAGGGCUAAGGACAACAACUACUGGUAUAUGCAAGUAGAUCCACACAUUUGACAAUAUUAGAGACAUCCACCUAAGAGUGCUAGACUCAUUCUGUUGGCUAGUUUCCACACAGACACACACACACACACACACAGGAUUACACAGUGUUGGGAUGUGAGAGGAGCCCAAAGCUGAAACAAACCCCCUCCACACACACGAAGAUACACCGCCACCUUUCGUUUGUUCUCAGGGGAUCUUUCAGUGAGCCAAGCCCGGAGCAGAAUACACAACUGCUGGCACAUCAGCACAAUGCAUGUCCCCCUCACUCCCUCGCUCUCUCUCUAUCACACUCUGGAUGGAUUUGUUGUGAUUCAGAGGUGAAUGAAUGCUAUUGCUCUCCUGGUGCGAGAUUUGUCUAUUUAUUUAUGAUGUACGUAUAUGCGUUUCUUUUCUUUUUCUUCGGUUAUCUUUUCUCUAUGGCGAACUUUGACCUUUGACCUAUACCUUUGUGCUGCUGUAAGGUCAGACCUGGAUUUCCUGUGUUCAGUUUUCUUCCUAGCCUUUCCUUCUACUCUCUCUAUUUUUAAAAGAUGUUCUAAUUAUUUUAAAACAUGUUAAGAGAAGAUGCAGGCUGUCCCGAUUGCUAUAAUUGUUGGUAUUGAUGUAUUAUUAUUAUUAUUAUUAUUAUUAUUAUAUAAUUAUUAUUAUGUUGUGUAAAUAGCAACGUAUCUAAGAACAUUGAUGAGUUUAGGUAAGUUUUGAAAAGAAAAUCCUGAUACCUUAGGCUGCUUGACGCAAAAUACCUCAGGUUCCAUUGAAAGGCUUUUCCUUCCCCUGUACCUGUUUUGUGAAAAUGAGACAAAAAUGCAAACAUUACAAAAAUAUGAACUGUU